Molecule: messenger RNA, 2017 nt
Organism: Neodiprion virginianus
Lineage: Eukaryota; Metazoa; Arthropoda; Insecta; Hymenoptera; Diprionidae
Exons: 2
Coding region: 104-1756 (550 amino acids)
Source: RefSeq, a predicted model, not a curated record
GGUUCUGUAUCGCGUCAACGUGUACACCGGGCGAACAACACAGACGCGUUAUAUAGCUUCUUUACUUUCGUCAAAAAGUCGAAUUCGACUCUAUGGAAGUAGGAUGCAUAUCCGCGUGGUGUUUCUGACCUGCGCAAUAGUGGUUGCCGUGAGCAGUCACUGUGACUGCAAUUGUCCCUCGUGGUACCCGGGUUACGAUGAUUAUACCCUGGAUUUUCUAACACCAACAACCGAAAAACCGCCUCGCCCUUGGACGCUGGCAACGAGGCCCACGACCAAAAGGCCGCUUAGCACCACGACGUUAAGAACGAUACCCACCACCAACAAGCCUGUACAGGCGACGGUGGUUUCGAGGAUCACAACAGAAGGGAUGGACCUGACCACGAUACAGCAGAUACAAGUUAACGAGCUGUACUGCUUGGUGGUGCUGGACAACCUGGUAGCGAAACAAUGGCAGGAGGAGAUCGACAGAUUGUCCAUAAACGAUUUGGGAAAUUUUUCAACCGCGAUGGAGGUGCCGGUGUUCAAGGACCUCUACAGCAACCCGCAGUCCGAGUGGAUACAGGACGAGGGGAUGGCGCUGAACAAGCUCGACAAGUGCGUCAGAAAUCUAGUAAGCAAGGUUGCACCGAAGAUGGACCAAGACGAAAUAAGGUGUCUUAACAGAAUGUACCCUGACUACCUGGUGAAGGAGAACAAGACCGCGAUGGUUAUGAAAGCGUUCAUAAAGACAUCCUCGCGCGAACAGCUCCCCUUCAAAUCGUUCUACACUUACUACGAAUUGACCGAACUUCUAUUCGACAACAAGAACAUCGACGCUCUCGACGACGAAUUGCGAGCCAUACACGAGGACAUGACAGAUUUCUAUAUCAAGACCGAGGAGGAUAAAAACAUGAAGUUAUUCAUAGUCGAGCAGGAAUGCGAGUUCAGGAACGCGAGGGUACUGAGGGAAGUGGGGAACGAGAAUGCAAGGUACCAAAAAUUCGGGGAUCUGGUCAAGACUAACGUCAACACCUAUCUCGUUGCUGAAAUACUCCAUAAGUGGGUGCCUGGUGCGAUCAUUCCGGAAUACAGGUACAACUUGUGGAACAAGGCCAGAAGUCGUAUGGAGCAGAUGAUAUUGGACAAGAUAAAAGAGCUUCAGAGAGAGAAACGGGAUGCUCAAUCUCUUUGCACAUACGCGGCGGAAUUCGCGUACGAUUUCUUCGUAGAGCAGAAAGAUAUCAUAUUCGACAAGAUGCCGAACACUUCUCUGUCGUUUGAGCUCGAAGCGAGCAAGAAGUAUGCAUACAUUCUGGCACUGGAAAAGGUUCUGAAGGCGAAAAAUGACUACCGUCAAUCCGGGGUGCAGCCUAUAGUGGCCAACUACAAGGACGGCUCUUACUGCCUGACCAACUUUGUCCGGAUGAUAGAAAAUCACCAGCGUUACAUGAUGGCCAUGGCAUUCGUCGGCACCCAGCUGCCAUACGGAUACGCGUAUUGUAACGUCAAGGAAAUGUCGGCUGGUUUAGUCCAGCCGAGAUACUGCAAGUGUCAGGGCACGUUCUGUGAAGAAUUCGGAAUCGCCACUGUCAGGGCCGAACGGUUCCAGCUCAACCUGCUUCCAAACAACACUUACUCGGUAACAACAAACUCUUCCUACCGCAUACGACCCCUCGAUGAACUCAUCAACAGUGCCAACAGCAGAAUAGCUCACCAAAAAUUCAAUACUUGGUGGUACCGACACCAGAAGAACCCUCCAAAACUUAACAUAUAAACUAUGCGUAUUAAUACGUAUUAUUAAUUACGUACUGUACGUAAACUAUACGUAUUGCUUUCAACCAGAUCAUUGACAAAAUGUGAAUCCUUUUAGUUAUUAGGCAUAGUCGAACGGAAAGAAUUUGGUGAAAGCGACCAACGUCGAUGUGGAGUAUAAAAACUUUGUUAAUCAAUUUUAUGACAUUUCACACCUAGAUUAUCAUCAAUUUAACAAUUUACAAAUUUACUAUCGAUAUCGUAAAUAAAGUACAGUUUACAC